CUUUGUCAUUCCGCAAGGCUUUGCACCCCGCAUCACCUCAUGACCCUAUUCAUCUCCGCUCAAAAGGUGCUGCCACCAUCGCCUUUCGUUGGCCAGCUCCAUCCUCCCUCGCUCCACUGAGCUUCGGAUGGCGAGCUGCUUCAUCAUGUCCAACGUCGCCGCGCAGACGCACACUAGCUGGGCGCUACUACCAUGUCGGAUUUUGGAAAAUAUCGUUGGACAAGUGGCUCAGCACCACGAUGGUAGGAUCAGCCCACUGCUCUUCAUCUGCAAAGCGUUCAAUCGGGCCGCCUGCAACGUGCUGUACGCGGAAUUGGUCAUCGUAGACGAAGAAGACUUCGUGGCGCGACCUGCCAUACAUAGCAAGAUCGAAGCCGUCAUCCAGUACCACGCCUCUCUUGCCAAGUAUGUACGUCGACUCACCAUCGUCAGCCAAACCGCGCACCCACGAGUCGGCAGUCCUCGAGAUGCCGCCAACGACUUCCAGCCAGCAUGCAGGAGAAGCCUGAGCCCUGAGAGCUUUAUGGGCUUCCUCGCGCUUCUGCCCGCCCUCAAGGCAUUCAUAUGGUCCGUAGCUUCCGGGCGCCUCGCUGGUAGAGAUACUGACGAGCACGGAAUCACCUUUCCCAGGUCGACCGAUCGAGUGCCCUUUGCGUCGCUCUGCGCGUGUUUGGCAGUCACUGCCCGCCACCUGCAGACGCUGAUAGUACACCCUAUACAGCUGCAGACACCCGGAAAGCUGCUAUCUCGCGGUACAGACACACUCCGACAUCGCCGAUCGAGCGCCGAUCUCAGCGACACUAGCCUAGAGGAGGAAUUCUCACUGCGGACAAACUCCUCAAAGGGAGGUGGAGCCUUCGAUGCAGCUCUUCAUCCGUCAGAGGACCUGGACAGGCUAGCUCGUUGGGAAGCCAAGAGCACUCACCUUCUACCGCACCUCCGAGCCCUCAGUCUCAGCUGCCUCAGUGCCGAAGGAGCACGGAAUCUUGUGCUCACCAUGCACUACCUCCCCAAGCUCCAGAGCUUGACCUUGGAUUUCGCAUUUGUCGAUGACGCGCUACUAAGUGCAGUGGCGGCGUCUUGCCGAGCGCUGCAACAAUUGACUCUGCGGAGCACUGGUACCAAGGCCACAGAUGACGGAAUCAUCGCGCUCAUGAAAGAGUGCGACGAGCUCCGCUCGUUGAACCUGAGCGAGGUACAAGGCCGUUUCAGUCGAAGACUGUGGACUCGUUGUAGCGCGCUUCCCUCUGUUCUAGACACGUUCGAAAUUUCAGUCAACGAGGUCGCAUCUCAUCACUCUUGGGCGAGUGACCAUCUCGACACCGCCUUUAGCCUACUACAUCAAAGCCCGUUCGGUUUGCGCAACUUUGCCAUUCGUCGAAUCGUACCAUCAGAGGCUCUCGUAGCUGUUGCGUCGGAUCACGGGCUCGGAGCGCCAAUGGUCAUGGAAGCAAGCUCUCCAGGCAGCCUCGUACGGUCUUGCCACCCAAUGGUCCUUCCAAGAGCUCUGCCUACUGGUGCAAUGACUUCACUGAUCACGCAUGGUGCCUCGCUUCAGAAGCUCGAGCUCGACUUCUUCAUUUUGUCCAUCGGCGAGCUUCAAGCCUUGCUACACGUAUGCCACAAUCUGGAGCUGCUCAAAGUGCUUGUCGAUGCGCCCAUGGAGAAACUGUUGUCGGUCUCUUCGGCGUUCGUGCCCCUCACGCGCCUGCACACAUUUGCUUUCACCCUAGCGCUGCCCCAUUGCUUCUCUACCAAGGGCUUUGCACCAAGUGCAGGUUAUCAACAGGGAUCAAACGGCGGGCCAGGGUGUGCAGGAAACACCAGCCCAUCGCUUCCGAAGUUCGUCUCACAAGCCAGCUGGAGUCGCGAGGGAGGCAGCCCUGACCUCGGCGGCGCUUUCGAAUGCCCCUCGUGUCCUGAUGGUCAAGAAGCAGCACACACUGGGAUAGGCAGGGGCAGCUCAGUGGCGAUGUCGCCGUCCAGUGGGCGUCUUCCCCAGCCGCUGCCCCCUUUGGCAGCAGAUCUCUUGCUGCCGCCCAAGCGCGACAUCCGCAAAUUUGCGAGGCGAUGCCAGAGCCUCAAGGUGAUGAGGUGGACGGGAAGACACGGUAAAGGCGAAUGGCGCAUUUCUGGCACAUCUGCGCAGAAUAUCGACUUCUUUCCAGCGGUCCAUUUGUCGAUACCUACGGGUCGACUGGAAGACACGAUGCUCGAGCGGGCGGCAGAAGCAAAGGAUCACGUAGCUGCAGAGAGCGCUUCUGCACAUGUAAUAGAGGAUCUUUGUGGGGGUUUGCUCGGGCUAUCUGUCGAUGGACAGCCUGUGGAGGACUUGAGUGGCGAUCGCGUUCAUCACAAUCUCGCGCCGGAGCAGCAGCCACUUGCCCCCAAGGCUCUACGUGCGCCCCGCUCGAGCCCAGCAAAGAGCAGAUCAUCCGCCACGCCCUCCGACGCCGCGCCGCGGCCUCCAGCCGCAACGACGAAGGCACGAUCGAACACUCUCGCGAUUGCAAUUCCCAAUCAAAAGACGACGAGUACCCCUGCAGCCAGCUUGAUCAGACCAUCAGGCAGUCUCAACGCUGACCUCGUGAGGGCUGCAGUGCCAGCGCAGCCCGUUGGACGCUCGCCCCAGUCGGCCUCGAGCUCAUCGUCACCGACAAGGACGUGGAGCGCAGUGGCGGCUGCUGCUCCGCCAAAGACCCCCUCUACGUCCCCUGUCGUGCAAAAAGCUGUAGCCCUUCCUGCAGGGUCUGCAGGAGCUCAGUUGCCCGAGCGGCCAUUCACGCCAGUGGGCAGAACCCGUCCAGUCCAGCCAACAGGACUUCCUCGAGCCGUGUUGGAGCACCUCCCUCGCAUGCGCCCGAAUGCUGUAGCAACAUCCAACGAUGGCAGUGCUCACGCACGUCGUGCCUCUGCCCGUGAUCCGAGUGUAGAGAGGGUAGAGCGAAGAAAGAAAAGCCUCAAAGAGGAGCUCGACGCUGCCUCCAUGGCAAAAGCACCCACCGGCAGAAUUCGCAAGACUAAAGGUCUGAAGAGGCCCAAUCAGCGCGGCGCUGCAUCUGGCGCCAACAGCCAGAAUCGAACAAAAUGAAUUAGCCAACUGACACCGACGAGAUUCUUCUCACAGUGGGGGACAUUUCUCUGGCAGCACGAGUGUUCCCCAAGCCACUUUUGAAAGCGGUCAAGCGAUAGGCCUGCAACUUUCAUCAUGUAGAGUCAGACGACACACAGAAAUGC
Ceraceosorus guamensis is the source of this 3237-nucleotide messenger RNA. RefSeq lists its product as hypothetical. The transcript has 10 exons. The record is from RefSeq and is a predicted model, not a curated record. Bases 128 to 3091 code for a protein of 987 amino acids. Lineage: Eukaryota; Fungi; Basidiomycota; Exobasidiomycetes; Ceraceosorales; Ceraceosoraceae.